Asterias rubens (European starfish) is the source of this 1774-nucleotide messenger RNA. Its product is annotated as protein phosphatase 1L-like. The transcript has 3 exons. Gene Ontology annotation, molecular function: cation binding; protein serine/threonine phosphatase activity. Bases 114 to 1187 code for a protein of 357 amino acids. Gene Ontology annotation, biological process: protein dephosphorylation. Lineage: Eukaryota; Metazoa; Echinodermata; Asteroidea; Forcipulatida; Asteriidae. The record is from RefSeq and is a predicted model, not a curated record.
CCUAAGCUUUGACAAGUGGGAAGGACAAAAACGGACAUGAAAUCUGUGGAAAAUUGGCCGAAUGUGAGGCCACAAAUGUCCAGGAGUAAGACUGGAGCCUUCUUUUGCGUGCAAUGACCCUUCUAGCGGUGCUGAGUCGGCUUGUCCGUAACACAGUCUUCAAAUAUGAAACCGUUGCCUUCGUGGUCGCCGUGCUGUUUUUGUACAGUUACGUAUUCCACCGAGAUCAACUACGGAGCGUGUUCAACAGAGCGCGCUCGUCUGUGCAGAAGAGCCGUAUAAAGGCUCUACCAAACGGCGGGGCGGUGCCGAGACGACCCGCUUCUGUACCUCUAACCUCGGACAGAUUUGGCAAGGAUAAAGGGCCAAGACAGUGGGAAUUACGGGAGGACAAUGUUGCUGUUUAUUCGAUCCAGGGACGUCGACCUAGAAUGGAGGAUAGAUAUGAUUUUGUACACGACAAGAAUCACUCUGGUGUGGCCAUGUAUGGCAUUUUCGACGGGCAUGGCGGAGCGUUUGCAGCAGACUUUACGGAGAAACUUCUUUCCCAGUCGGUGAUGGCCAGACUGCUACGGAAUCUUCUCAACGACGGGAAGGCAAAUCACUCCCAGAUCCUCAUCGAGGAAAUCCUUGCGUUGGACGAGAAGUUUCUGACCGUGGCUCGAUCCAACAAUGAUAUUGCAGGUACGACGGCAUUGGUGGCGCUUCUCUCUGGUGAUGAGCUGACUGUCGCCAACGUUGGUGAUUCCCGCGGUGUCAUGUGCGACCAAGAUGGUAGAACUAUCCCCCUAUCGUUUGACCACAAGCCCCAGCUUCCUCAGGAGCGCAAACGCAUCAAGAAAGCCGGCGGCUUCAUCACGUUCAACGGCGUGUGGCGCGUGGCGGGAAUCCUCGCAACCUCCCGCGCCAUCGGAGACUACCCUUUAAAAGACCGUAAGUUUGUCGUCGCUGAUCCGGACAUACAGACAUUUGACCUCGCCGAGGUCAAACCGCAGUUCCUGAUUCUAGCCAGUGAUGGUUUGUGGGACGCCUUCAGCAAUGAGGAGGCUGUGAUGUAUGUGAAAGAGAGGCUGGAUGAGCCUCAUUUUGGAGCCAAGAGCAUCGUCCUCCAAGCGUACUACAGGGGGUCGCUGGACAACAUCACUGUAAUGGUGAUCAAUUUCAAAGCAGUAGCUAAGAAAGACUAGGGAGAAUCGAAGCACUACCCCUCCCGCGGCUCUGGACUGCAGAAAGGUACAUUACUCCAAGAGUUUAUUACGGCCCCCAGGUGGGGAAGGGGUUGCUAAGUGAUCUGAUCUACUCAGCGACGACGAUGAUGUUUGAUGGUGGUAUCACUUGACCUCUAGAUUGACACCAGAUGUCUCGAGAAUGAGAAGCGCUUUUUUAGCUGGGGAAUCAAUUACCGGGAGUUGGCUUCAGAAAUACCUCAAGGAAUUGGAGAGAGAUUCACAGGAAUUCAUUAGAUUCUCGGCUUUGAAGCCUUCAGUAGAACUUUUUUAAUGGAUUCAAAUACUUUAUAAUAAAAUCUAUCAAAUUGUGAUGCCUAAAUUUCAAAAUUAAUUUAGAACUUUGCAGCGAAACUGCUUUGAAGAGAUUGUCUAUUUUUAGCAACCUCUCCCCUAAAUUGGUGCCCUGGUGUGAUUGCUUGUUCUAAGGUCAUGAUGAAUAACACAGUAGAUGCCGAGAGGUUAGUUUUCAAGACAAGUUAAAGACACUGGACAUCUUUGGUGAUUGUUAAAGACCAGUCUUCUCACUUGGUGUAUUUCAACAUAUG